Messenger RNA from Peromyscus californicus insignis, 1794 nucleotides. It is a transcript of the gene Mrap, whose product is annotated as melanocortin 2 receptor accessory protein. The transcript has 3 exons. Gene Ontology annotation, biological process: protein localization to plasma membrane; regulation of adenylate cyclase-activating G protein-coupled receptor signaling pathway. Lineage: Eukaryota; Metazoa; Chordata; Mammalia; Rodentia; Cricetidae. The record is from RefSeq and is a predicted model, not a curated record. Gene Ontology annotation, molecular function: corticotropin hormone receptor binding; signaling receptor regulator activity; type 1 melanocortin receptor binding. Bases 204 to 779 code for a protein of 191 amino acids. Gene Ontology annotation, cellular component: plasma membrane; endoplasmic reticulum.
CAAAAACGACGGCUCUGUCUGGCUCCUCCGCUAGUCAUUUCCUGCUUCUGGCAUCUGAUUUCUUGCCCACUUCCCAGGCCUUCCACGGAGAGGCAAGCUAGAGCUGAGUGGGAAGCCGUGACUCUCACAGCCGGCUUUUCCUGCUUUGUAGAUUUUUCCAGAGGCAGUUCAUGGGAACAGCCCCCUGACCUUCCAGCGAAGCUAUGAUAAGCAGGCCCCUUGUCUGGAGACCCGCAGAUGAGCUGGGUGACUCUGAAAGAGAUGAGUUAAGCAAUGUCGUCCCUGGGGCCCACAGCCCAGCUCCGGAUGUGAGGCUCUGGCAGACGCUGGCCUCCAUAGCUACAGUCAUGGCCAACAGGACCAACGCCUCCGUCCCGUACACCAGCUAUGAAUAUUACCUGGAUUACUUAGACCUCAUUCCUGUGGAUGAAAAGAAGUUGAAAGCCAACAAGCAUUCCAUCGUCAUCGCCUUUUGGGUGAGCCUGGCAACUUUCGUGGUGCUCCUCUUCCUGAUUCUGCUCUACAUGUCCUGGUCAGGCUCCCCGCAGAUGAGACACAGCCCCCAGCCCCACCGGAUAUGCCCAUGGAGUCACAGCCUCAACCUCCCCUUCUGUCUCCGGAGGGCCUCCCCGCAGACAACAGGGGAACCAGGAAGUAGAACGGGCUCUGAGCAAUGGUUACAGCAGCAGAGUCGCACCUCUGCCUCGCCCCUGGAACCAGGCUUGGGAUGGGGCUUCCCAGGGCAUCAGCUGACCUCAGGAACAAGCAAGGGGGUGUAGUGGUGAGCCUGGAGACAGAACUUCUCAGCUGUGGAACUGACAAACUUGAUACACUCAAAUCAACAUGGACCAUUUACAAUGUAGUUCUAAGAACCUGACCAGGUCACAGCCAAGUCUACAGGGAGGACCUUCACACACGUUCACAGUCCAGGGAGGACCUUCACACACGUUCACAGUCCGGGGAGGACCAUCACACACGUUCACAGUCCGGGGAGGACCAUCACACAGGUUCACAGUCCGGGGAGGACCAUCACACAGGUUCACAGUCCGGGGAGGACCAUCACACACGUUCACAGUCUGGGGAGGACCAUCACACACGUUCACAGUCCGGGGAGGACCAUCACACAGGUUCACAGUCCAAGGAGGACCAUCACACACGUUCACAGUCCGGGGAGGACCAUCACACACAUUCACAAUCCGGGGAGGACCAUCACACACGUUCACAGUCCGGGGAGGACCAUCACACAGGUUCACAGUCCGGGGAGGACCAUCACACACGUUCACAGUCCAAGGAGGACCAUCACACACGUUCACAGUCCGGGGAGGACCAUCACACACGUUCACAGUCUGGGGAGGACCAUCACACACGUUCACAGUCCGGGGAGGACCAUCACACAGGUUCACAGUCCGGGGAGGACCAUCACACACGUUCACAGUCCGGGGAGGACCAUCACACAUUCACAGUCCUGGGAGGACCAUCACACAGGUUCACAGUCCAAGGAGGACCAUCACACAUGUUCACAGUCCGGGGAGGACCAUCACACACGUUCACAGUCCGGGGAGGCCAUCACACACGUUCACAGUCCGGGGAGGACCAUCACACACGUUCACAGUCCGGGGAGGACUAUCACACACAUUCACAGUCCAAGGAGGACCAUCACACACGUUCACAGUCCGGCUACCAUGCAGAAGCUGCCCCGACAUAGCUGAUUCUGUUGACUAUGUUAAUCUGCUUGCUGCUUGCAUUUGCUUUGGGAUGCGUAGGAAAAUAAAACAUGAACCAGGAUAAAGAGUA